Messenger RNA from Plodia interpunctella (Indianmeal moth), 4501 nucleotides. Its product is annotated as transmembrane protein 135-like. The transcript is spliced from 9 exons. NCBI's taxonomy places the organism in Eukaryota, Metazoa, Arthropoda, Insecta, Lepidoptera, Pyralidae. The record is from RefSeq and is a predicted model, not a curated record. Bases 263 to 1456 code for a protein of 397 amino acids.
UCAAUGUUAUAAAAAAAACAGCGAAUUCUAAUGUUUUUUUUUUGAUUAGAAUUAGAAAUAGAAAGUGAAAUUGCUGAGAAAACACCACGGAAAACACUUUGUAUUUUAUUUAUUUCUGAUUAGGUCUAGAUAAGUGUGUCAAAAAUUGUUUGAACUAUUAUCAUUUUAGUAAUUGAGAUUAAUGACGAAAACUUUUAUUCAGUUUUUAUUAGUCCUACUUUUAAACUAGGUGGAACUAGUGUAUUCAUGGGUAACUAGAACAAUGGUUGAAGCAAGUAAGCUUUGGUUUGAGAGAGCUUGCAGUGACCGUUCGUGUGGUGAAAUUAUCCACCCAUGGACAAACAAUUGCAUGGAUGCAACUGCAACAAUGCUUAUGAACUGCAUAAAGGGAAGCUAUAAAUUCUAUGCCAUGGUUUAUCUUAUUCAAAUAUUAAUGAGAGGUAAAAAGUUGGGGAAGAAGGAAAUGGUAGAACAGUUUAAAUUGUAUCUUAAAUCUGGAAUUUUUGGCCUAACCGUUGGCAGUUCUUUUGUUACAUUGAACUGCAUAUUCAGGAAACUGUUCUUUAGUGAAUUUACAUACUACUCAACGGUCUUGCUGCCUUGUACAAUAAGUGGUCUUGCAGUCUACUGGGAACCUCCAUACAGACGGAUACUAGUUGUCAAUUUGUUUGUUAAUUUGGUUUUUGAAUAUUGGGCAAGAACUUUAGAAAUGAAAGGAUGGCUGCGGCGUUCACCAGGGAAAGAGACUUUAAUUUUUAUGUUUGGAAGCGCUAUCUUCUUCUAUCUCAUGCGAUGUGACAGAGAAAGCGAAAAGCGGACGCCUAUUUUCUGGUUUUUCAAUCCGCCACGAGUUUCGAAAGAGAUUGGGGAACCGGUUAAAGGAUUUAAAGGGAAAAGUCCAGCGUGCCCGCACAGGGAACCUUGCUUGAAUUACAUUUUAAAGGGCACAGCGCAACUUUUUGGCGUGGGGUGUGCCAUGACGAUGCUCCGUACGCUAAUACCUAAAAUAUUGACGCCUGUGAAGGCGUUCAAAUCUCUCAAACUAUCGCAUCUGAAGCUGGGACUAUUCUUUGGCGGCUAUAUUGGUAUUUAUCGGCUGGUGGUGUGCCUACUCUGCAGGUCGCAAGGCCGGGACAGUGCGCUAUACGCAUUGCCCGCGGGUUUCCUCGCCGGCGCCGCGUUCAGAGCCUCCCCCUCCACCCCUAUAGCGCUUGCACCCUUGACGUCCACCCUUCAGAUUCUCGGCUCAUGGGCGUACCGACACAAGAUGAUCCCGGAAAACUUGCCAUUAGUGGAGCUCCUCUACUGCGCGUGCCAGGGCCUGCUGUUCCACGCGAGGGUGAUGCACGAGGACGCGUGUCCGCGGUACAUCAUCAACUUGAUGCACACCGUCACCAGCAACAAGGCCGAUGAAAUCCAGUCUGGUUUUAUUCAAAGAAUCCUUAGGACUAUGUGAAAGAUGUAUUUUGACAUCAAUUUUAUAAGGGAAAUCUCUCGAGUUAAUAUAUUGGCAACAAUAAAACACCUGUCAAAGUUUAUGAAAAGCAAUUUGCAAUGGCAAGUGAAAGAUGUACAGUCAACAGCACAUAAAUCAUAAUCAAACUCAUUGCAAAUUCACCUCUAUUACCGCCCCGCGUUGAGUCCAAGGGGAUAACUUUGUCUGCACGUAAGUACAGUCACGUGCAUUGUAUGCAAUUGCAUUAAAUUUUAGACGUCACAUUGGUAUAAAAACCGAUGUGUACAAAAUUUAUUUACUUACAUUUAAUAACUGUUUAACAUUAUAUUAAUUGGCAGAGUUCUCAAAAACUUAACUCGAUUAAAAACUAAUAAAUAUAUUUGGCAAAACAAAGUAUUAUUUAAUCUCGAAUAUAUUUUGCAAUUUUUACAGUCGCAAAUACGCUCGAAUUUUAACUUUAUAUUAUUUAUCGCGUUAUGUGGUACAGGGUUUAGUUAAGAUUCAGUUGGGCUAGCACGUAUCUUUGCGAGAACGUAAUCGUAUAUAUACAACUUCAAUCUUUAGUUUAUGCAUAGGAAACUAUUCGCAAUGAUAAUAAUUUUCAAAUUGAUAGUUCCUUUUAAGUACGAUUAGAGACGCGCUGUUAACUUUUGUCUAUAUGAAUAAGUUUUUGCUAAAACGCGUGCUAGCAUCGCUGUUGAGUUUUUAAGUUUCGAUUAUUUAAAAGGUAAAUGUUUAUUAGCACUUAAGAAAGUAUUUCGUAGAUUUGUUUCGGAAAACGUUAUGAGGUCGUAACAUACUUGCGUGAAGUGCUCGCAUAUCUAUAUUUAUAUCUAUUGCGCAAUAUACAUAUAUGAGAGGUAGGCCCACGGAUGAAAGAGAUAGCAACAUAUGUACCUUGCAUUAAUAAUUUAAUAGUAGUGUCUUUAUCUGUACCUUCAUUCAUUUUAUAUUAUUAUUUUUAUAUUGCAUCGGAGUACAGUUGUGUCGUAGAAUACUGCGUUGAUUCAAUGAAAACAACGUAACGGACCAAUGAGGCCACGCUUUUUGGUAGUGGUGUGUUAUCCAGUGGUACCUACUAUUAAUAAACAUUCAAAACGAAGUUUAAUAUGUUGUAGUAAAAGAUUUUGUUUAUUUAUAUUUAGAUGUGAUAUAUGCGAGCAACCUCGUUUAAAUUUGUUGCGACCUUAAAUGUACCUACUCAAAAUCAGCAUUUAUGCCUUUUUAAACGAUUGUCCAUAAAAAGGAGUGUUGUUUUUUGUUUAGAUUAUGUGUUAGCAUGAGAUUUAGCGAGAAAAUGUCAUAAUUUAUAUGAAAAAUGAAUAGUUCCGACCAGAGACGCUGUUUACCUAUAUAAAUGACGUAGUCGAAAUGAUUACGUUCUUGCAAAAUCUCCUGCUAACCUCACAGGUACACUUCAGUGAAUCAGUAAUAUAAAAAGGUUAAUAUAAGACAACCUUUCCACCUUCCAUUUAUGGGUGCGUAUGUGAUAUAAUUUGUGCCUAUAUUGAGACCCGCAAAAUAAUAUCAACUAAGUAAUACAUUUAGUUACUACUAGAAAGCAUUUUUAUAGCUGGUUAUAUCACUAUAUCUCUCAUAUAUUGAAGUAUUUCAAACAUUUAUAUGUAAAACUUUGAUCAGUAUUCCGAUUAAACUGAAUAUUAUAACGCUCUCAUAAUUCAAAUACGAUCCUUUCUAUUGUAGAUUCAAAUAAUGUGAUAGAAAAAAAAAUGUGAUUUUCAGUACAAAUAUGAUUUGCAUCUUUCCAAUAACAAAACGUUUCAAAUUUAAAUUAAUUUUACGAAAAACCACAUCGAAUAAGUAUAGGCAUUUUGUAUCUAUUACGUAGUGUGCAAUUUGAAAAAUUUGACAGAGAGUGGGUUUGAAUUUCACUUCUCACUAUUGAGUCGAUUCGCAGUGAGACGCAUUUAACCUAUUGUGAACCUCGAUAGUGAGAAGUGAAAUUUCCCGAUUGGGAUGAAUUUCACGACUGUUUGAACGCGGCGUGUAACGUUUCAUUAGUGUCGCACACUUUUUUUGGAAUAAUCAUUUUUUUUAAUUAAACAUUUAUGAAAUUAACAUUGUACCAGUACUUUACUUAUUUAUAAAAUAGGAAAAUUAAAUUGAUUACUGUGUAUGGUACAAUUUAACUAAUGAUAGCCAACGGCGGCGUUCAUACAGUCGUGAAAUUCACCCCAUCGGGAAAUUAUUGGCCAAUGACAAUAAGGCAUUGAAUUUAAAAUCCGAAGACAAAGAAAACUAUAUACGCGUAACGUAACGUUCAACGUAGCCACAUGAGACAGAAGUAUUCAAUACGCAUGAUUAAUAUCUUGAUUUAGCGCUUCGCGUUUCUCUUCGUUUAUUCAUAGUACGCGUUUCUCUUCUCCGAGCGAAAUGGAAGAUAUGGAGGAUGUCUAUAGUUUUUUUUGUCUUUGAUUGUAUUAGACUGUUCAUUGACACAAGAACCUGAAGGAUUGAGCCAUAAAAAGUAUGAUUGUUAUUUUUAUCAAUGAAACAAACCGUAUUUCAUAGUAUUGAUAAAUGCAUUCGGUAUUCGAAUACUAUUUAUUUAAUAUAUUAUUUAUUGUUAUUAUAUAAAAUAUAAAACACAGUGAGUUACCGAUCUUUAAGGAAACAGUUCAUUAUUUACUUGUUGCGAUGCUUUAUGCAAAAUAUUCUAAGUGAUUGACAAUUUAUAGCCUAAAGGUAGUGGUUUAGAAUAGAUAGUGACAUCUUAUUAAAAUUGUUUUGCAGUCAUAAAGCAAUUUAAUAAGGCGAAGACUUUAUCUAUGAAUAGAUGUAUUAAUUUUAUUGUAUUUGCAUUUAUAAAUAAUAUUCAAAUAUAUGGCAAAAUGAUGUUUUUAUUGUAAUAGUUUUAAAACACCUGACAUAGCACAAAGGGUAAAUUUUAUCCCGAAAGUCCCACGUGAGCGAAGCCCCUUCACGCUUGUUUAUUACUAAAGUAGUCAAUUUAUUCUGCAUUAACUUGCUCCACGAUACAAAGAACGUUGUUAUAUAUUUAUAAUAAAUCAUUUUGUAUCACAC